Messenger RNA from Thlaspi arvense, 2061 nucleotides. Lineage: Eukaryota; Viridiplantae; Streptophyta; Magnoliopsida; Brassicales; Brassicaceae. The record is from the annotation of a GenBank genome assembly.
AUAAAUCCAAUGCAAGGGCCACAAAGCACUGGUGAUUCAUCUACUGGGAUAAAUUUCACAGAUGGAGAACCCAUUUGUAGCACCAAUUCAGAGGCUACUUCGAAUAGCGUCCUGAAUCCAGUGGAUGUUCAGUUUCCAAGCAGUAGUACAGGUUCAGGACGACCAGCUUACGCAAGCUCGAGCUCGCAUGUUGCUCAAAAUCACAACUGGUGGAGUUUUGGUGAAUCCAGCUCUAGAUUGGGACCUUCUGAUCAGGUCAAUUCCUUUGGUUCAAAGAUAGAUCGCCAGCUUCCCUCAGACGGCUAUGGAUUUGAGGAAGGGCAAUCAGGUUCGAACAGUAUGCUGUUACCUGGAGGAGUUCAGAUUGGUAGUCACACCAGAAACGGGCCUUCCUUCUUACGUGGGUCAAGCUCUAAUCAUAUGUUAGGAAAUGUUAAUCUUGGCAAGGACAUGGACAUCAAUGGUAGUGGUCUGCAGACUUCAGGUGUAGUUAUCCGCCAUAAUAACAGUGAGAGCUCACUGGGAAGCUCGAGUCAAACCGCAGAGGAGAGAAGUAGUGGUCCAGGUUCUUCGUUGGGUGGCCUUGGCUCAUCCUGCAAAAGAAAGGCUCUUGAAGGAGCUCCCAGCCAUUCUUUUCCCGGUGAAAGUCCUGGUUGCUUUUUUCAAACUGAGAGUGCUGCUUGGAAUGAGGGUCUUGCUCAGUACGACGCUUCGAGUAGCCUUAGUUUGUCCAUGCCCUCGCAAAACUCUCCGAAUGGUAUUAGUCAGUCUAAUCAGCAGGAACCAAGGUUUGGGAUUGGUGGUGGAAGAGCAGUAGCAGCAAGUGCUUUUCCUUCUACUAGAAGCACUGAAACGUUAUCUAGACCCGGCAGGCGGCUAAAUCCUGGGCAGCCGCAGGAGACAGGAGGGUUUAGCUUUUCACAAUCCGGUAGUUCUGUGCGUCAGCAACAGCAUUUACCAGCAACUUCACCUUUUGUUGACCCUGUGGAUGCAAGAGCAAUGCCAAUUACAGGUAGCUCAAGCAGCGGUGAGAGUCAGUCAAGUAUGAUCCACCUUCCUGCAUUGACCAGAAACAUACACCAUUUUGCUUGGAAUGCUUCUUCCAGCUCGAGAACAAACAAUAUGCCCGGAGAGGGAUUUGGACCACCGUGGGACGCACCGAGGGUCAGCUCAGAGCAGCCAGUCUUUACUACACCUGCAGCUGAAACGAGAAAUCCAGUGCAGGAUCAGUCUCAUUGGAGUUUCACUCGUGGAAACCCUAGUGCAUCUGGAGAUUCUCCCUUUGUUCAUCGAGCAGGAUCGAGUUCAGGGAUCAAUGCUAUGCAGCCGAGUCCCACAUGGGUUGCUCCACAUAAUCAAUCAAGGAUACCAGAAGUUGCUCCUUGGUCUUUGUUUCCUAGUGAUGAACCUGAAUCUGCUAAUCAUGGUGCUCCUCUUACAUUACUACCCACAGGCCCUUCUGUUUCUUCGAACGAAGCUGCAGCAGCGCCAUCUGGAUCUAGUAGUCGUAGUCAUCGCUCUCGACAAAGAAGAUCAGGAUUGUUACUGGAAAGGCAAAAUGAUCUUCUCCAUUUGCGUCACUUAGGAAGAAGCUUAGCUGCUGACAACGAUGGAAGGAACCGCCUUAUUUCCGAGAUUCGGCAGGUGUUGAGCGCCAUGCGAAGAGGGGAGAAUUUACGGUUUGAGGAUUAUAUGGUAUUCGAUCCACUGAUCUACCAUGGAAUGGCCGAGAUGCAUGAUAGGCAUCGGGAUAUGCGCCUUGACGUUGACAACAUGUCGUAUGAGGAGCUUUUGGCACUUGGGGAACGCAUAGGAGAUGUGAGCACGGGGCUAAGCGAAGAGGUGAUUCUGAAAGCAAUGAAACAGCACAAACAUACAUCUUCCGCUGCUGAAUCCCACCAGGACAUGGAGCCUUGCUGUGUCUGUCAGGAAGAGUAUGCAGAAGGCGAUGAUCUUGGAACCUUGGUAUGUGGGCAUGAAUUCCACACUGACUGCGUCAAGCAAUGGCUCAUGCUCAAGAAUCUCUGCCCGAUUUGUAAGACAGUAGCUUUGUCUACAUGA